Apis cerana (Asiatic honeybee) is the source of this 4946-nucleotide messenger RNA. RefSeq names its product galanin receptor type 3. Gene Ontology annotation, cellular component: membrane. The record is from RefSeq and is a predicted model, not a curated record. Lineage: Eukaryota; Metazoa; Arthropoda; Insecta; Hymenoptera; Apidae. Gene Ontology annotation, biological process: G protein-coupled receptor signaling pathway. Gene Ontology annotation, molecular function: G protein-coupled receptor activity.
UUGAUCAUGUCUCUUUCAUCAUCAAUGAAUGAAUUUCCCAAAACUGCAAUUUUCAAUUAUUUCCAUCUCAUCAUAUAAAUAUCACAGGAAAUAAGAAAAGAAAAAGAGCAAUAACACAUAUCCCCAAAUAUCCACCGAAUAUCCUUCCAAAAAAUAACAAUAUCCCCAACAGAAAAACAUUUACAUUCCUCGUCUCGAAAAAAUCAAUCCUCGAUCCUCGAUAUCGCGGAUCGAGGAGGUAUAAAAUCUUCCCUCGGCUUCAUCCUUCACGCUCGAACGUUUACACGCUGCGCGCGUCGGUGUAGGCGUCGCGACGCCUCGCGCCGACGUGCUUCUCUCGCCCCUGCCCCCUCCUCCCCGCCCGUGUUUCGCCCGUUGAAUCCAGCACGUGGCAUCAAAGGGAAGAUAUACGGCGGGGUGGCCGCCUGUUCCCGGCCAAACGGCGACGACCCUCGCUCGUCGUCGCUCGUUCUCGCGCGCGCGAUUUCGAGAAUCCGCUCGGCUCGUGCGGCGGAGGAGUCGAUCGCAACGACGUUCAGGUUUCCGCGCCAGAACGGGAACCAGAACACGGCUGGGUACCGGGAAACGGCAGCAAUUUUGUUCAACGAUCGCGCCGUUUCCAACUUCCGUCGCGAUCGUCCACUUCCGCGGAUGAAUUCGUCGCGCUGCGGCUCGUGAACGUGCGUGGAAGAAAAGGAACGCUACUUUUUUUUCUUUUUUUUUUUUUUUUGGUGCACGAGAAUGUUUGGGGAGAAGUGAAGAAAAUUCAGGGCGAGGAAGAUCGGUGGUUUGAUCGGUUGGUGAUCCUUCGGACUUGGAGCUGCGUCGCUAUGGGACCAUCCUUGGAUGUUUCAGAUGCACCCCCCAUCACGAUACCGUGUAUCGCGGCGAAUCAAAGGUACGACACUUGAGCAACGACGGUCGAAUUCCAUCCACCGGGGGCAAUCAUCUUCGAAGAGGAUCGAAUCACGCGGGAUCCAAGAGGAAUGGUCCCUUGGGCCUUUGGCGUGCCUCUCGUCCUCGUUUCUGCUCUGGGUCUUUUCCUAAACGGUUACGUACUCCUCGUGGUUCUCGGGCUGGGUAAACAGACGCAGCAGCAACAAACCGCCAAUACUUUGUUGUUGAUACACUUGGGCGCGGUGGAGGCGGCUGUGUGCCUCAUAUUACUGAUCUUUACCACUGGUUCCUGGCCAAUCGCCGGCACCUGGUGCGUCCUACACGGUUUCCUUUUGGCUCUCUUACAUCCGGUCGCCCUCUGGACUGUGACUGGAUUGAAUUGCGACAGAUAUUACGCGAUCGCGGCACCCCUGCAUUACGCCGCAUUGGUAUCACCACGACGCGUUGCAGUUGGCCUAGCUGCAUCUUGGACAGGGGCAUUACUCUUGUGCGUGCUGCCCUUCUGGGGCCUGGUACCACCUUACAGAUACAGCCCGGGCCUCGGUUGCUGCGCGCCGGACUUCGGCAACGAUUCGUGGGGCUUGGCUGCCGCUCUCUACGGUGCCGUUUACGCGAUCCUGGGCCUGGCUCUGCCCGCGGUCCUCGUAACCGUGUGCAAUUUGCGCGUGCUCGGGAUCGCCCGUUACCACAGGCACCGGAUCGCCAGCGCGAUUUACGAAGUGACGUUGAGCGCGCAGGCGACCAUCACCCAUCAACGGAACCCGUUUUUCGUACCCACUGUCACGGCACCUUCGGUCGUCAGCCCGCCCCGAUUUCACAGCGCAGCCAAAACGGUGAUGCAACUAGUUGGCUCUCUUUACUUGCUUUAUUUCCCCUAUUGCGGACUGAUUCUUUGGGAAGUUUGCGACGUUGGCAAUCGGCAGUAUCUCUACAAUCAUACGAAACUCGCUUCGUUGGCUUCCCUCCUGCUCGCCUGCUCUCCGCCCAUCAACGGUCUCCUCUACGGAUUAAAAUCGCAGACCCUUAGACGAUCGGUGCAGAAUUAUUGGCGGAAGAAGGCGACCAAAUCGGAGCUGCAACAAGAGAUCCAAGCGCGAACACCGAGCGCGGCAGGAUCGAGGAGACCGUCCGGAAGCGGAACCGGCUCUUUCUUCCCUUUCCCGCCGUUGCAGCGGAGGCUCAGCGAGGCGCUGCUCGCGCUGGGAUCCUGCAGAACGGGAAACAGCUUCGACAGCAAUAAUCUCGGCUUUCAUCGAACCAGAUUGCAACCCGCCGCUUCGUGUAAUACGCUUCGAGUCCCAACUUCCGAAUCAGGUGAAAGCAGUAAAUUAGUGAGGUCCAGCGCUAGUGCGGCGAGCCUGAUGGGCCCACAUUACAGAAGCGACUUCAUUGGCGCGGAUGUGGGCGCUGGUUGCUCUAUAGCGAUGAACGAGACACCGAGGAGAAGCCCUAGAAUACUUAUAACGAGAGCGUGCAGCGAGGAUAGCCAAGAUGGUGGAAGUCCAAUGCUGAGGAAACCUUUUCUGGUCAAUGCUCUUCCCUGUGAUAAACGAAGAUGGCGGCAUUGCAGUACCGGAAGCGACAGCAGCACGGGCAGCAGCGAGGCCAGUGUAUGGACGACUGGAGUCGCGCAGAAACUCGCCAAGGCCAAUGCUAAGAGUUCAUCGGACAUGUGGUCUGCAUCGAGAAGACUCGUUCGUGGAAAAAAUUUAGAGGAGGGGGCCCUUCUUGUUGGCGCCAGACCCAGCAAUAACAGUGAGAGCAGCGAUACCACGGACACGACGGCCACCACAACCACCACGACGAUGCCCAGCAAAUUGACCACCGUGGAAAACGGAGGCUGUCGGGAGAAAGAGAAGGAAAAGAUGAACGGGAAGAAAGAGAGGGAGCAUAGCGAAAGCGACAACAGUUGGAGCAGUGUCGACGAGAUCGAGUCGAAGGAAAUGGCGGACAAGAGCAUGGAAGAGGAUAAUUUCGAGACGAUCGAGGAGGAAACAGAGGCAGAAAAGUGCAACCAAUUUGCAAGGAGGAAAUCGAAAACGAUUCGAAAACCGGACGUUCCUCAGGAUUGCAAGGAGACCGCUCAAAGAAGGCCCCUUCUCACCUCAUCAUCUUAAGUUUCCAUCGAACUUGUCGUUUCUAAUUUAUUAUCAUUUUUUUUUUCCUCCUCCCGCAUAAUUUGUAUAUCGUAUCCGAUAUACCGAUUUCUCAACGUGUUCGAAAUCCUUUCGAGACCGCUUGGUGAUCUUCCAAGUUUGGAUCGAAAGGAUUCUGUUAUUCUUUUAAGGAUUCAAUACCGAUUUUGAGAUUGGCCCGUGAACAAUGGUUCCAUAAUAAUUAUGGAGAAGAAGUUGUUUCUGUAUGCUCGAUAUUCAGCCGCAAUGUAUCGACAUAUCCUGAAAUUAUAUUUUUAUACUUCCAACGAAAGAGCAACGUUAACGAGAGAAAAUUCGCGGUCUUCUUACGGUAAUCGCAAGAAAAACCGAUUUAAUAACACCGCACAUAAAUCUCAAAUGAAAAAUUCGAUCCCUUUUAUGGAAAGAGAAGAAAGUUGGCUAUAUAUAAUAUAUAUAUAUAUAUAUAAAAGUUACGGAGAUUUAAAGGAGUAUUGCCAUCGUGUUAAUGUUAAGAGAUGAUGGCCAAUAAUUUCUCUCAUCGAAUUUGAUGAUGUUCCUAAUUAGUGGGUUUGGUAAAAGACAGAAAUUUGACAGAGCAAAUAUUAAAUAUUGAGGAAAAUUAAUUUACCGUUUACAGCGCAUAAUUUGAUCGAAUAAAUAAAUAAGCGUGUGAAAUUGACGUUCAUUUCGCAGUUUAAUAUGGGUAAAAUGGGUAAUAUUUCGAUAUCAUUUUUUUACGAUAUAAUUUUCUUUCUUUCCUUUUUUCUCUUUAUUUCAAGAGAAGUGAAAGUGGUUAAUAGAAAAAAAUAUUUAGAGAGUAAAAUAUUAGGUAAUUUUUGGAAAACUUUAGAAGAAUCAUCCCUGAGGAUGGUUACGAGGGAACGAGGAACGAGAAAAAUUUGCAUUGGAUUGGAACUGUACAUGGGAAUGAGGAAGUUGGGAAGAGAGGGACUCAUCGAAAAAAUUUAAUCAUUGAUGCGUAGAUCAGUUAAUGUGGGCGGUCGUUGAUGCGAGUCUAUUGAUAGCGAACGAUAAGCUACGCGAUGAUAUACUAUACACGAGAAGAAGAGAUACACGUUAUCAAAGAGUGGCGAGACGAACACUUUUUACCUAGCAAAUUUGUACAAUCAAUGGCCAACCACUGUGUUUGCACCGACACGGUGGAUUUAUUUGCAAUUAGGUGUAGCAAACAAUCACCUAAAGAGUUAAAUGAUAUUAAUGUUGGUGGUUAUUGGAAUUGAUGUUUCGAAUUUUGUAGACGAUGGACGAAUUUAACGUAUGUAUAUAUGCGCGCGCUUAUGUGCGUGUGUAUGCGUGUGUGUAUGUGUGUAUGUGCGUGCGCGAAUGCGUGAACGUAAAUCAAGUUCAAAAUGUUCUUAUUUUUAAGAAUCGUUGAAACUGGAGAAGAAAAUUAUUUAUUGUUUUUUAAGGAGUAGGCGAGUGUUGUACACGAGAACAAAAUUUUAGAGAGAGAGAAAAAAUAAUGAAAUGUUGUUCGAUUUAAACGAUUAAUUUGUAACAUAUCCGUGAAAUUUCUUUCAGAAUCGACAUUCCUUUUUUUAUGAUGUUUCCUAUUGAGAUACAAGAUAUUUCCCUAUUAUUCUCGGAAAGAAAUAUAUUACGAUGUUACAAAGAGUGAGAUCGAUUCUGCGAAAAUUUUGAUGCACUGUCAUGUUGCAAGUUUGCGUAAUAAGCCAGAGUAUGUGUUUACUUGCUUUUGGAUUCGUCAAUUAGAAAAUAACGAGGCGAUAUCGCCGUUCGUCGAAUUUCUUGUUCACAAAUGUAUUUCAUCAUUCCGGCGAGAAAAAUUUUUGUCAGGUACCGCGUGUUGAAAUUAAUGUUAAUGGUAUUAAAAUAUCGCGAUCUAAAUGAUGUUUGAGUGUACGUCGUUAGUGCAAAUAAAAUGGAAAAAUAUUCUGAAGAAAAAAAAAA